Molecule: messenger RNA, 3451 nt
Organism: Prorocentrum cordatum
Lineage: Eukaryota; Dinophyceae; Prorocentrales; Prorocentraceae
Source: the annotation of a GenBank genome assembly
CCAAGAUGCACCCUACACGGCUCCUUAGCCAUUUUGGUUCAAGCCCUCGAACAGGCGGGUUCGAGUGCCCCAUCGUGUUAGACGACCUUUCGGGCGCGAUCCGGCUUGUCUGACACUGAAAACGGUGCAGAGCCUAGUGGUGAGCUGGUGGUAUGUCCUACUCGCCCUUGCUAGAGGUGGCGCAGCAAGAGUAUUUCUUCACUGUCGUCGUUCGCACGUGUAUCUCCUUGAGCCUGUGCUGCUUCGUUGCAGAUGUCUUGCUUGAUUGGGGCGGUUUUGUAGCAUCGCUUCACGCAUGCAAAGUAGCAGUCAAAUCGAUGUUCUCGCCUUGUCAAUUCACGUCCUUCGAGAGAAGAAGAUCAAGUGACUUCAACAAGACCAGGCUGGCGCGAAUGGUGUAUGCGUUGGACCUGGCGCUGGUACCCUUUUCGGCUCUAUUUAUGAUGCUGGUGAUUUGCAUGUAUACAGUAAGUCCUUCCAACAUUGGUCUUGUCUUCAGGGCGGUGUUCAUGUGCGGGCGUCACUUUGCAACGUUUUACUGGGGGUACUUGAAACGUCGGUACGGUUCCUACCCCGUCGGCGGAGAGUGCAUAUUCAAAGUGGUCAUGCUGGGCAUUGCAUGUCGUGGGUACUUCGCAGACACGCAUAGUUUUCUCAUGUACGGCGGGUUGUGGAGCGCGCUACGAGUGAUUAUUGCAUUAUUGGCACUUGAUUGCAGUAUGUCUGUGAGAUGGAACAUCUACUUCUCUGCAGUGAUGUGCCUCUCUGUCUGGGAUCGGCGCGGGCAGCUACGCAUCGAUGGACAAUCUUCCAUGGCUGCGUUUUUUCACCACUUCAUGAUUGAGUUGGUUACUUGUGUACUUGUCUGCGCUGCCUCAGUAUUUCUGGAAGUUUGCGACAAGGACAUCCUCAAGGCUUCCCGAGAGUCUAGCUUGCAUCUGGCAUGUCAAAGGUUGCUCGCUGUAUUCUGCGACGCCCAGCUGCACAUCGACCCACGAUGUGGUAUCAUCUCCCAUUCUCCACAUCUUGUGAAUUUGCUGGGCGCAGAAGAUGGGACAAGAGACAUGAGCAGCACUGACAGGAGAAGCACUCUUCAUGGACGCAAUUUCCUUCAGUAUGUGGGAGAGUCCGACCAGCAGCGCUUCCAGGACUUCAUCUCGGCGACGGCGGGAUUGCAGUCGGAAGACUCAGCAGCCGAUGAUCCGAUCUUGGGCGAAUGCGCUCGGCGCCCUGCUGCUUCCAUCCAGGUGAAUCUGCGCACGGAGGGGUCGACGAACCCGAUCCCCGUGGAGCUGUUCCUGAUCUGCCUCGACGACGCCAUCGAUGCCCCCGAGCUUCUGGUCGGGAUCCGGGAGACCUACGAAGCGCUGCCGCGGGAGGCAUGCACGGAUGCCCCAGGCGUUGUGGCACUGCAGCAGCUGGCGGCCACAGCGCCCGCGCGCGAGCCCGGCCCAGAGGCGGGCAAGCUUGCGGGGGCGCCGCCGGCCAGCGACCCGCGCCGGCCGCCUGGCGCGGCGCCGGCGCUGGCCCGCGAGCAGCCGCACCGCCACCCGGUGGAGCCAGGGGCGGCGUCGCAGCCACCCGUUCAGCACGUAGGCCUGGGGUUGCGAAGCUCGCUCGCGUCGUCCUCGAGGGCCUCGUCCUCGUCCGGGAGCUGCGCGCCGGACGAGGGUUGCGUCUCGUGCAUCUGCCUGCGGCUGGACUCGGCGAGCAGCGGUCUGCCCGUCGAGGACAUGUGCCUGCGCUUCAGGGACAGAGGCCGGGCACCCCGCUUGGAGGAGUGGCUUCCAAGAGAGGCUCUGGAUGUGAUCCACAGGAACGUCCAAGAACUGGUGAAUCAGGAGGAGUAUAGGGAUGGCGAGGAGGUCACGGCGAGCGUCGGCCUUGGGGCUUUGCGGUUUUCCAGAAACGGAGCUACGUUUCUGCGGGCCGAGUGCGCAGAGCUUGCAGUCGAAGGCCCCAUGAUUGACCCACGUGAUUCAGAUGAAGAUUCCGAUGAUUUCAAUACGAUCGUACAGAUGAAGCUGACUGGGGUGUCGAAGUUUCGCAUGCCUUGGCAGAGCGGGCCGCAGAGACUCUCAGGAAGAUUGCCGCCGAUCAACGAGUCACCGACGGAAGCGGCGGGUGAUGGCUGCGCGUCGGCACCACUCAGACACAGAAACAGUGGCCUGCAGAGGAUUGCAAGAGGAGAGCGUCCGCAGCGAUGUGGGGAACGUGUCCGCGGAUGAAUGGCAGGGUCGGGGGCGCGACCGCAGAGCGAGGCUUGAUGUGAGCCAACUGUGACUCCAAUGCACUGCGCAGGUCUAGCAUCUAACAGUGCAGACCAGCUUGCUGCCUGUCACGUUCCGUCGCCUCCCGCAAAGUCUGUGGCCUGCGCUGUAACAGCGUCUUGUCCACUGGCUUCUGCCUCCUGGGCAGUUUCGUCCACCAUCUUCUCGGACAUACGCCGAUCGGCGCGAGGCCCCAGGAGCUGCCCCAGACAGUCCCAAUCGGUCACGUCAGUUUUGCGAUGCUCCCGUGGUACCAGUGGUACCAUGUGUUCCUUCUUCGGGGCGGCGACGGUUCAUCCGGCCGCGUUGGGACCUGCUGCGCUGCUGGCCUGUCGCGAGGCCCCGCGCGCCUUCUGGGGCGGCUGCGAGCUGCGCCCAGCGGGCGGGCCGCGCCCCCCCCACCGCCUCCUUCAAGGUGACCUCUCCCUCCUCCCCGUUCCCUUUCUCCAUGUAUUAUCAUGCUUCCCGCCCCCGUGAGUCCCGAUCCUUCCUGCACGUGCUCUGUCAACAUCGGCCAAUGGGCGUGUCAGCGCGUGCAUGGUUUUUCAAUGCAGCUUUCUUUUCUCAGUCCUCCGGCAUGCCGCGUUCCUCCUGCACGCGAUUCAACCACAGGCGUGACAGCGCGUGCGUUUUAUUUCACGGCUGUUCUCUGUCGGCCUCUGUCAUUCAUCGUUCCCCUUUCACGUGCUCCGCCACCCGGCGUGACAGCCCGCGCAUUACGUUUAAGUUUGAAAGCAGCGGCCUGAACGCGCUCGCCUGCCGCCGAAAUUCGACAGGGGCUUCGGUUGUCUGUAGAAUGAUUGCCUUCAGCUUACCCCGCCACCGUGUCUGGGUCGCUGGCCAGAGGCCUCUUCGCAGUUGCGCUCUUGCUCUCUUCGUUUGGGGGGUUCGCGCCCGGGGCGGGUCGAAGCAGAAUUGCAAAUUCCCCCUCUCCCAGAGAGCGGUUCCGCCUUUUCCCAUCCUUCGCUGUCCGAGACUGUGCAACCACGUCUGUGAAGGCAUUUUGCGUCUCUGCUGGGUGGCACGGCAGCUCUGUGCUGUGACAGUCCUCUGCGUCCCUUUCCUCUCGCAUUGUGUUUUCGCGUGUCCAGACCCCGCGACCAUAGAGUUACGACGGCGUCAUGUCCGUUAUGUGCACAAUUAGCCCUUCUAUUGGAGAGGCCUGACGGCCGGUGCCGCCG